Tarenaya hassleriana is the source of this 1651-nucleotide messenger RNA. Its product is annotated as probable WRKY transcription factor 48. The transcript is spliced from 3 exons. Lineage: Eukaryota; Viridiplantae; Streptophyta; Magnoliopsida; Brassicales; Cleomaceae. Gene Ontology annotation, molecular function: DNA-binding transcription factor activity; sequence-specific DNA binding. Gene Ontology annotation, biological process: regulation of DNA-templated transcription. The record is from RefSeq and is a predicted model, not a curated record. Bases 179 to 1405 code for a protein of 408 amino acids.
AAAAAAAAAAAACUAGAGAGAGAAGCAUCGGUAGAGAGAGAGAGAGAGAGACUCAGACCACAGUCUCUGUCUUCUCUCAUGCUUAUAAUCUCAAAAAACAUCAAUGACAUCUAUUUUGCGAGUUUUGAGAUGAUACAUCUAUAAAGGACCUCAAAGAUUCAAUCUUUUUUUUUCUUACAUGGAGAAGAAGAGAGAACACGAUCAUCAUCUUCUUCAGGUUCGGCUUCAUCGGGAGACCAGUAACAAGAACACAGCGGCGAAGAUCGAACAUUGCCACGGUCAGAUUCAGACAGCGCAACCCGCGAUCUCGAGCAUGGCGAAUCUGUUGUACUCUUCGUCGGAUCAAGAAUUAGCAGCUAGCAUGGGCUUGUCGAGCAUCUUCUUCGAUACGGCAUCGUAUUCGUAUUCGUGUUCCGACGACUUCGUCGUCCACGCUUCUAGCAAUUCUAAUUCCUUUAUGGAUUUGCUUCGACAAGAUCACCACCACUUUACUCCUUCCUCCUCCUCCUCUUCUUCUUUAUUCGAUUCUUUCCCUCUCCACAACAACCCUUUUUUUACGGAUUUGCCCUCGUAUCAUCAGCCUCAACCAUCUCAGGUCCCGGCAACGGCGGCGGCGGCUUCUCCUGGUUCCACGACGGCGACUGCGGCGGUGGAGUCGUCGGAGGUUCUGAACACUACCGCUCCGGCGUCGCCUAACACAUCCUCAGUUUCGUCGUCGUCGAACGAAGCCGGAAAUGAGAACAACACUGUGAAAGCUAGUGGUAGCGUUACAGAUCAGGAGGAACAAGAUCAACAGGAACGGAAAGGGACUAAGCAACAGUUAAAGGCGAAGAAGAACAACCAGAAGAAACCGAGGGAACCGAGGUUUGCGUUCCUAACGAAGAGUGACAUUGAUAACCUCGAUGACGGUUACCGGUGGAGAAAGUACGGACAAAAGGCCGUGAAAAACAGCCCUUAUCCCAGGAGCUAUUACCGUUGCACGACAGCGGGUUGCGGCGUGAAGAAGAGGGUAGAGAGAUCUUCCGACGAUCCUUCCAUCGUCAUGACGACCUACGAAGGCCAACACACCCACCCUUUCCCCAUCACGCCACGUGGACACAUCGGCAUCCUGAUGUCACCUUCCGACAUCACCGCCACGUCAUCCUUUGCGGCUCCACAGCCUCGGUGCUUGCUGACUCAGCAGCAAGCGCAGCAGCUUAUGCUGCAGCCGUACAUGUACAGUAGCAGAAGCUCUGCUGAUCAUCACAGUGGCGUUUUCGUAAAUACGGGCUCCGUGUUCAAUUUAGGAGAAGAGAAAGCUUCUUCUUCUUCUUCGUUAAGAGAUCAUGGAUUGCUUCAAGAUAUCAUUCCGUCUCAUAUCAGAUCGGAUAGUAACCAAAGGAAAGAAGAGGAGAAGAAAUCAUGAAAAAUGUUCUUUUAUAUGGUGGUACGUAUAUAUAUAUAUAUGCUCCUCAAACCCUUGUUUUUUUUUUCACGGGCCUAAUUAAUUUAUAUUUUGAACCUUUUGAAUCUCUUUUCGUAGGAGUUUCUUUCAUUAACUUUAUAGUUUUUCUUUUAUCAUUUACCUUCAAUUGUUGAACCGGCGGACUAUUUUGGGAGAUUUGUAUUAUAUGUAACAUAUUUAAAUAUUUUUGUUAAGUUAAUCGACGUA